AUGCCCUCCUCAGACACAUGUUCGGACUCUGAGGGCAGUACACACACUCCCAAACCUUUUGAAGGGCAUACCGACACUGUCCAUGCUGUCGCUUACUCUCCUGAUGGUACCAAAAUUGCCUCGGGCUCCUACGAUAACACAAUACGGAUCUGGGACUCGCACACCGGCAUGCAGAUCGGAAACCCUCUGGAAGGUCACUAUAGAGAAGUCUACGCAGUCGCAUUCUCUCCCGAUGGACGAAGACUAGCAAGCGGCUCUGGUGACAACUCAGUUCGUAUAUGGGAUACCUUAGUCACGGUUUUGGGUCCACUAAAAGAACACGCCAAAAGCGUAUGGUGGGUCGAGUACUCUCCAAGUGGACAAUUCAUUGCCAGUGCGUCCUUAGAUAGGUUCGUGCGGAUCUGGGACGCAAACUCUGGAGAGUGCGUACACACUUUAGAGCAUCCUGCCGGAGUGAACGAGGCAAUAUUAUCUCCCAGCGGCCAUCAUAUUACAUCAGCCUGUGACGACAAAAUGAUACGAGUAUGGAAUGUGGCUUCGCAAGCGCUUAUCUUCCCCCCUCUUGCAGCACACAAGUCAGAGGUAUGGGCAGUAUCAUAUUCCCCAGACGGACGUUUGUUAGCGAGCGGAAGCCAGGACUGCACAAUCUUUGUGUGGGACGCUGAGACAGGAAAAAUACGCAAAGGGCCGCUGAAGGGACACAAGCUUGCGGUCUCCGAUCUCGCAUUCACGUCCGACAGACAGAUGCUUAUCAGCGUUUCAAACGACAGAAGCGUACGCGCCUGGGAUCCAGUGGCAGGCGAUUGCCUGUGGGGCCCGAUAAUCAUUACACCCUGGUGGGCCACGUCUUUGGCAUGGCUUCCCGAUGGCGAACACUUCGCAAGCGAAGGGAGUGGGUUUACUAUCAAAAUAUGGAAUGCGAUCACAGGAAAAGAAAAAAAAGAUAUAUGUGCCCAUCACACUAACUAUAUUCUCUCCAUCGACAUCUCUCCUGACGGCUCGAAGAUAGUUAGCGGCUCUCGAGAUCAGACUGUUUGUCUAUGGGACGUUGCAACCAAAAAACUUGCCAUGGAUCUCAUCAAGGGUCACACUAACGAAGUCAACGCUGUCAAAUUCACACCCGAUGGUUCCCAUGUCGUCAGCGUCGGUGACGACCGUACUAUCCGCGUAUGGGAUGCUCAGACUGGCACUCUGCUUCGAGUCAUAGAAGGGCACGAUGCUCCCAUCCGUACUCUCAGUGUAUCUCCCGACGGAUUGAAGGUUGCAACAGGGUCAGAAGAUACAUCGGUGCGCGUUUGGGAAACUCAAACAGGCUCUCUGAUAGCGGGGCUGUACAGCCACGAUGGCUAUGUGUUGUCCGUUUGCUCACUACAGGCAAAUGAGCUAAUUCUCGCUUCCAAUGACAAGACAGUCGGCAUCUGGGAUAUCAAGACUGGCCAGCUCCUUCGGUCUCUUGAAAACAAAAGCUGGGUGCCUGUGGCCGCAUUUUCGCCCGAUGGGACACGGAUUGCAAGCGGGACACGAGAUGGAUACAUCAGAGUUUGGGAUACAGCGAGCGGAAAUCUUCUCAUGGGCAAGGUAUGUUUCGGAUCUACAUCUUAUAGUCUCACAUGUUGA
Coniophora puteana RWD-64-598 SS2 is the source of this 1617-nucleotide messenger RNA. RefSeq names its product WD40 repeat-like protein. The coding region runs from base 1 to 1617 and encodes 538 amino acids. The transcript has 3 exons. NCBI's taxonomy places the organism in Eukaryota, Fungi, Basidiomycota, Agaricomycetes, Boletales, Coniophoraceae. The record is from RefSeq and is a predicted model, not a curated record. Gene Ontology annotation, molecular function: protein binding.